GCAUAAAAUUUUAUUAUAAACCAACGAGAAACAUUUAUAUUUAAUAACAUUACAAUUGAAAAGUGUAAAAAUGCGAUUUAUUCUAAAACAAGCUGGCUGUGGUAGUGAACGUAUAGGCUGUUUAACAGAAUUCGUGAAACUACCAGCCGCAUCAAUCGAUACGCCUACAUCAGCUCUUUUUACACAGGGAGCCAGUGUGGUACAUCUGACUGCAGAUGUUUUAACUCGAGUAUUUUCAAAUCCGCAAUGUUUAUGGAUGCCAUUAUCCAACAGCAUCCACCUAGAACCUGGCGUUAAAGCCCAAGGCGAAGGUGUUGGAAAGUUUGCAGGCCUAGCAAAUCAUGUUACUUGUGUUACAUUCUACAAUAUUAAUGAUGUCACCCCACCAGGGCACUUUGAGUAUGAUAAGGCACCCCUGUGGACUAAGAAUGGAAAAAAAUUGAUCACUGCUGAUCGAUAUAUGGAUAUAAUGGAAACAUUCAAACCAGAUUUCAUUAUUGCCAUUGCUGAUGGUCGCACAACAUUUAACGAUGGCUUGAAAAGAAUAAACAAGGCUGUAAACAGAUGCCGCAAUAUGCUAGAUGUGUGCGUAGAACGAUAUAAAACUUCAGAUGAAUUUCAAAAUAGUUUCCUUAUUGGGGUAAUAGUAGGUUCUAGUCAAGAUGAGACUUACGAUGAAUGCAUCAACCAUGUCCUAAAGUACAAGGAUAAUUUAAGUGGAGUUCUACUUGCUGGAAUUACUGAUGGCACUGAACAGUCACUCAUAGUACCCAUAAAGCAGCUGGAAGAAAUUUUCAAGAAAGUUAAUGAUGCACUUCCUAAAGACUUGCUAAGAAUUGUAGAGGGUAGUUGGAACCCUGCAGUAGUCGUAUCAGCAAUUGAACAUGGCUGGGAUAUGUUUGAUGGAUCGUAUCCCCUUAAACUGACGAAUGACGGUCAUGCGUUAGCUCUUAUCUUGGACGUGAAUCGAAAUAGUGACGAAGUAUGUGUACUUGCCCUUAGCCAUGAUCGAUAUAGUGAAGACUUCAGACCAAUUUUAGAAGGCUGCGAAUGCGUAACCUGUAAGAAACAUACACGAGCGUAUAUUCGACAUCUUUUGAACACUAGAGAAAUGUUGGCCCACGUCCUACUUAGUAUUCACAACCUCCAUCAUUUCGACCAAAUGUUCGUUGAAGCUCGCCGACAUAUAUCUGCUAACACGUUCCAAGCUUACAAAUGGCAUGUAACCCAACAAUACGAAACGUACAGUGCAACUUUAACAACUUUUGAUAACUGGGAUGAUGGCAUUCAAGACGAUUCAGAAAUAGAAGAUUUGCAAACGAAAAAGAGAAUGAAAGUAAGUGAGGAUUAGUAAGUUAAUAGUAAUGUUGCCAAAGGUACUGUAGUGUAGAUAUACUUUUAGUGUAACGAAAUUAUGUAACUUAAAUGUUAAAACAGCGAUAAUGACUU
Messenger RNA from Hyposmocoma kahamanoa, 1449 nucleotides. Its product is annotated as queuine tRNA-ribosyltransferase accessory subunit 2. Bases 71 to 1351 code for a protein of 426 amino acids. NCBI's taxonomy places the organism in Eukaryota, Metazoa, Arthropoda, Insecta, Lepidoptera, Cosmopterigidae. The transcript is spliced from 7 exons. The record is from RefSeq and is a predicted model, not a curated record. Gene Ontology annotation, molecular function: tRNA-guanosine(34) queuine transglycosylase activity.